AGAGUACGCUUUACUGACAAAAUUCCUAGAGUUCAUACUUUCUCAUCCAGAAUAUCUUCCCGAAGAUAAUGCUAUGAAAUUCAUAUCCGAUGAUGAUGGACUGACGUUCAAUCUCUGUCAUUCGGAUAUGGACUUUUGGAGAUCAGAACCAUAUAUGAAAUACUUCGAAUUCCUUGAUGAGAAGGGUGGCUUCUACUACGAACGUUGGGGUGAUGCUCCUGUCCAUAGCCUUGGAGUGGCCCUCUUCGCGCACAAAGACCAGCUACAUUGGUUUAAUGAAAUUGGGUACCGACACGACCUCUUGCAACACUGCCCACAAGGGGAUUUGCAUACAAAGG
This is a messenger RNA of Acaulospora colombiana, 338 nucleotides long. NCBI's taxonomy places the organism in Eukaryota, Fungi, Glomeromycota, Glomeromycetes, Diversisporales, Acaulosporaceae. The record is from the annotation of a GenBank genome assembly.